This is a messenger RNA of Funneliformis caledonium, 131 nucleotides long. The record is from the annotation of a GenBank genome assembly. Lineage: Eukaryota; Fungi; Glomeromycota; Glomeromycetes; Glomerales; Glomeraceae.
UAUGAAAAGGUUGUAAUUAUGGCUCAACUUUAUGCUAAAUUAGAUAAUCAAGAAGCCAUUAAUAUAGAAUCACAAAUUAAAAUUCAAGAGGAAUUUAAAGAUCAAAAUACAGUUAGAUAUAUAACUACUGA